AUGCUGGACCUCGCUGCCGUCAUGCGAAAAAUGCAAGACAAGCAGAAAGAUAAUCUGCUCAAAGCUUCGGCCCAGUUUUUGUAUUUUCACAACGAUUAUGUCCUUAAAAAGUUGAUAAAGACGUUGGAUUCGAUUUGUGGGAUCGAAAAGGUUGAUUGAAGAAUAAGAAGAAAAAAUAACGAGAGAGAUUUUCCAGAUGAUAAAAAAUCCAGCGACGCGGAAAAAGUAUGGAUUGCUUCGAAAAGUUGGCUCCUUCGAAGAACUUGGAACUGACCGAGAAUUGAAACGUUUUGCGGAGAUUCAUGUACGGGGGAAUUUCCUUCAUUGAAAGCUUUUUUCGAAGGAUAAUGUUGAUGACUUUUCAGUGUGUCUGCGUUCUAAAAUUACUGAUCGGAUGUAACCAUAUACAUGUUCGUCAAUUCAUUCGAAGAUACCUUAACUACAAAAAAAACGUUUCGCUCUGGUAAGCCUUUGUUUAAAAAAUCGAGACAAAAACAAUUUUUCAGGCCCCGCGGUCACCUGCUUGAAUUGUCGGCGAGGUUAAAAAGUUUCAAUUUCGGAUAUAAUGUAGUAAAAAAACAAUUAGAGGGAUUUUGAUUCUUGAAAAAGGCUCCAUGAACUCGUCGAAAACCUUCACAACUAUCUGCUUUUUUUCAAAAGUUCGAAACGGACCGUCAUUGUGAAUGUCCUCGAAAAUCACUAAAAAUUUCAAUUUCAGUUUCACCGAACCGCUUUCGAAAGUGUUGGCGAUGGAUUUUGAAGAUCAGUUUAACUGGUUGAGCGACUUGAAAGCUCGAGAUGAAGGAAGUUACAUGGUACAACGCAGCAGUCUGACUGUACUUCUAACUCAUGGCCUUCAAAAUAUCUGCGUCGCUAUGGAGAGGGUUUCGUCAUUCAAAUAUUCUCCCUAAUAAUUAGAAUCGUGAUGUUAAGGCUCAGAAAGAAGGCGUCAAAGAUUAUACUUAUGAGGAGAAGUGCGAUAAAUUCUUCGAUUACGGCUUGCUAAUACUUUCAAAGGUCAAACUUUCGUGAUCGAUACAGAAGUGAAAAUUUGUUCAGAUUUGCGAGUUUGGGUACUACCGGCUCGACAUAUUUUUUCGGGGAAAUCUUGAGACCGAAGUAAGCGAAAAAAUUCGAUAGAAAAUGAAACUAAAAUGACAUAGUUCAAGGCGUUUUAUAAAGGAGUUCUUUUUAGUUUUCUUUAGACUUUUUUGUCAAAAAGGGUCAAUAACUUGAGGUUGAACCAACAAAUGAGACUAUUUUCAUUAGAUGUAGUUUUCUAGUCUGCUUCUAAGGCUCAAAAUCGGUCAAAAAGGUCUGUGAAAAGAGAUUUGAGCGCUUGGAAGUUUAAAAAAAAUCAAUGCUCAUUUUCGGAUUGUAGAAAAGAUCCGCUUCUGUGAAAUAAGACCAUGCGCUCCUGAGAAAAAACUUAUUUUCAAAUUUUAUAUCGACUCCUCAAUUUACAGCCGAAAUUUGAUGGUUGAUUAGUGGACAUAUCAAGUUUUUUGGUCAAAAUGAAACUUUAGCAAGCUUCAAACGAACUAAACGUGAUGAAAAGUAUAUCUUACAGCAGAAUUUUGUGAAAAAAAAAACCAUAUUGUAGUCAUUUUAAGGUCCGUCGGUUCGUGCGAAUUCUCAAACUAGUCAAGAUUCUCCCGUUUCAUUCUUCACGCUUUAUGAAGUAAUUUGUUUCAAACUUCCAUUCAAAAUAGAACCAAUCAAUUCAGUAGCCCCACGAUGAUACGGAUUUUCUCCCGGGCUGGUGCCAAUAUAAACGCCAAGAACAGCAUUGGACAAACGGCUCUGGAAGUUCAUCACUUUAACUAUUUCGUUGUGAAACGCAAGCAGUACCACAAAGCGUGAGGAUUUCCUUUCUAUUCGUAUUUUCGAGAUUUUUCAGUUCUUGGCUAGCUCUUCACGAGUUCGUGCGGAACGGAGCACGUGUUUUCGUCAGCCAAAAUGACGAACCACUCCUGGUUGGCUUAAAUAAGGUGGAGCGAAUGUGCAAGGAUAAGAACGUUAUUGCUUUCAGUAAGUUGUUUUUUUCUUAUCUUAGUAUUGCCGAUAAUGAGCUGGCAAGUUAUCAAAAAGCCUUGGAUAUUAGUAGAAACAUGAAACCGCCACAGUCAAAGUUUAAAAUUCCUUAAAAAGUAUCUGAAAAAGGGCGUAAAUCAGUUCUUCUUUGGCUUAGGGUCAGAAGAAUAUUUUCUUAAGAGGAUCAAAAAGCUGCAGCAAAUUAAUUUGGGAGUAUACGAUAGAGCAGGUAGCCUGGAACCACUUAGGCGGCGGAUUGAAACCUCUCUUUAAAAAAAGUUAAAAAAAGUGACUAAAUAGUUAAUAAUAUAAUCAUUAUAUAUUUGGCUCUUCUCAAAGUAGUUAAAAGGAGCUCCUUGUACCUUCUCAAAAAUCUCCAGCUACCAAUCUCCCGUCUCAAAAAUGGCCCCUUCGCCCUGAGCUAUGUUUGAAGGACAAACUGACACCCCCCAAGGAUUUUUCGUUCAUUAUUUUUUUCUAAAUAACUUCCAUCCUUAAAAUUGCUCAUUUUCAGAUAGCUUCAUCACUUUGAAGGACAUGGCCGCAAGAGCGGUUGAAAAAAACUUUUCGCAAGAAUUUAUUCGUGAAGUUCUACCCGCGGAUGUCAUAGACUAUCUCGAAAUGGAAUUUUAGCUCAUCUACAUUGUUUCAUGCUCCUAUGUGUAUAUAAUCAAUCUCAGUUUCCUUUCAUUCACGGAGAAGAGAAAUAAGGGUUCACUAAAGUGAUUUCCAACUGCCCGAUUCGCUUCUCUUCAAUAUUUCCUUUCAUUUUUUGCGUUGUAUUUUGAUCUUUUCUGUUUGCCAGCUUGUAAUUUACUGAUUAUGAGGAAGCUUCUUUAUCGUUCCUCGGAAAAAAAGGUCCAGAGUAGUUGAUAGAUAAUACUAGAUAAAUUGAUUUCUUGCGUGUUAAGCGAAACUGAUAACGCUCAUCGGAAGUGUCUUAUAGAGAUUUUUUGUCUUUUGGCGAUAACGUAAGUCGCCUGAGUACUCAUAAUUAGUUAUUUUACUAAUCACUUGCAUAAUAAUUUGAAGCUUCGAAGGCCUUUUCACAAUCAGCACGACUGAUAAGAUUUCGACUUACAUUUUGGGGGCUCUGAAGUUACGUUUAUUUAUAAGAGACCGAGAGAUUGCUUCAAAACAGAAGAUACCGUUUUUUUCAUAUUUAUGCCUUAGUGAGUAGAUGAAAGCUCAAUUGAGUUAACUCUGUUAAAAUUCUCCCGAAAAACUCUGUAGCGGUUUGAAACUGUCUGCUUGUGAUGCCUUUGAACUAUAUGAUACACUUUCCCUUCCGGCUGAAGCAGAAAAGUCCAACUGUCCUCGUUCAAAAACUAUGUAGAUGCCCUAUCGAUCGCUGAUGUUCGCGAUUGCCUCCGAGCGAAACUGUCGCGACUUUGGGAGCCGUCAGAAACCUUUCAGAAGGAAAGGGCGAGCCAACCUCGUCUCCGAGCGGAAGAGACAAUACAGUCAUCUGAGAUAUAACGCGACAGACGUCUAG
Molecule: messenger RNA, 3529 nt
Organism: Caenorhabditis auriculariae
Lineage: Eukaryota; Metazoa; Nematoda; Chromadorea; Rhabditida; Rhabditidae
Source: the annotation of a GenBank genome assembly